CGGCGGACCAUGUUGGUACACCGUUACACUCCGUCACUUCCUUCCCACGUGAAAAGCUCCAUGCGUGAGGAGCCGUACAUCCACAUUGGAUUUAUUCGCGUUUCGAACAACUAGAUCACAUAUUGUCAUCUUAUGAUUAUCGAUAGCAGGACGAUGGAGUCAGCAGAGGAGGAGGAAAUGCUCGGACAGGACUCUGAGGAAGACAGCGAGUUAUCAGACGACGAGCUUCAAGAAGCCUUUGCAAAGGGGUUGUUGAAACCAGGGAUGAACGUUCUGGUGGAUAAACCCAAAAAGUUUGUCAACAAUUUGGAGGGUUUGAAACAGUGCCUUGCUGGUUUCCGCAAAGAGCUUCCCUGGGUGGAAAGGUUGGAUAUGACCAACCUGCCGGCUGAAGACGUCAUUUCCAAAGCUGAAGGGAAAGUUCCAAGUGCGGCCAACGGAGAUGUCAAUGCAGAUGAUGAUUUCCAAAGAGAGAUGUUCUUCUACCGUCAAGCUCAAGCUACAGUUCUAGAUGCAUUGCCUCUCCUAAACAAGCAUGGCAUAGCCACCAAGAGGCCUGACGAUUACUUUGCAGAGAUGGCCAAGUCCGAUCAGCACAUGCAGAAGAUCAGGAAAAAGCUGAUCUCAAAGCAGCUGAUACUGGAGAAGUCAGAGAAGGCCAAGAAACUGCGUGAGCAAAGAAAGUUCGGCAAAAAGGUCCAAAUAGAAGUUAUCCAGAAGAGGCAGAAAGAGAAGAAGGCUAUGAUGACUUCUGUAAAGAAAUACCAGAAAGGAAUGACCGACAAAUUGGAUUUCUUGGAAGGAGACAAGAAGAAGGGUAAAGACUCUGCUCAGGGCCCCAAAAAUGCAGCAAACAAGAAGGGCCUCAAUGCCAAGAGAAAAUACAAAGACCAGCGGUUUGGCUUUGGAGGCAAGAAGAGUGGUAAGAAGUGGAACACCAAGGAGAGCCACAACGAUGUUUCCAGUUUCCGCGCCAAAGUGGCUAAUGCAAAGGGCGGCAAGGGAGGGAAGAAAGGCGGCAAAGGAGGAAAACAAAAUAAACGCCCGGGCAAGUCUGUGCGCAAGAAGAUGAAGUCUCGCUCGUAAAAACUGACUGAGGCUGGUCAAUAGGCUGGACUUGGACAUUGUUUCUAGGCAGAGUUUCCCUCACCUGCUCCCCAGUCUCUCCCCCAUAUACACCAGGAGACAUUUAGGAGAACAUGGGCUUUUCUUCUGCUCUUUUUGUACAACAUGCCUUCCGUUGAUUGAUAUGGAGGACGCUUCAAGCCUCAUAGAGAGUGGGACGUCCUGCCCUAUUGCUAAGGAAGCUUGUGUGAAGGACAUGACUGGUGAAGAAAAGGUCUCUCCUUGCAGAAAUGGUUAACCCAAAAGUGUACCACAUAGAGCUACCCACACCACAAAGUCUUUUUUUCCAAAAAGAGAAACGAUUUGAAUGUUAAGAAAAUGUCUUUUCUUCUCUGUUAGUUGAUAUAGACCAGUUUUAUUGUCUAUGGACAUAUAAUUGUCUCUCCAUAUGCGCAUUUGAUAAGGUGCUAACUACACCAGCCUCCUUGCCGUCUAAUUUUACAUUGUGUGCUCUUUGGAGUUUGGUGUAUUCUGUUUUAUUUUUUUCUAACUCCGCUCCUUGAGCUAUGGAUUGUCUACCAUGUGACAUGACAUUUUAUAAUAUUGAGCAGCUGUUAGUUUUGCCCUUUCCUAUAAUAAGAUUAGUAUGUGAUGGCCAAGUCUGCUUUGUAUAGACAUGUGCAAAUGUUGCCCCUUCAAGUGUUUUUCUUAGCUUGCUAAGAUGAAAAUGCAAAAGGGCAGUUUUGGCGAUGACACCUGUAUGUUUGUAUGAUCAACAAAUAAAUCUGGACAUAGGUUGCUCA
Messenger RNA from Perca fluviatilis (European perch), 1868 nucleotides. RefSeq names its product EBNA1 binding protein 2 (gene ebna1bp2). The record is from RefSeq and is a predicted model, not a curated record. Bases 133 to 1086 code for a protein of 317 amino acids. Gene Ontology annotation, biological process: rRNA processing; ribosomal large subunit biogenesis. The transcript is spliced from 9 exons. Gene Ontology annotation, cellular component: nucleolus; nuclear periphery; preribosome, large subunit precursor. NCBI's taxonomy places the organism in Eukaryota, Metazoa, Chordata, Actinopteri, Perciformes, Percidae.